This is a messenger RNA of Pseudomassariella vexata, 1580 nucleotides long. RefSeq lists its product as uncharacterized. The record is from RefSeq and is a predicted model, not a curated record. The transcript has 4 exons. Lineage: Eukaryota; Fungi; Ascomycota; Sordariomycetes; Amphisphaeriales; Pseudomassariaceae. The coding region runs from base 275 to 1495 and encodes 406 amino acids.
ACACGGCAGGCGUGUGGACGGACCCAAGGUGCCGCCGUCGUCAUGACGGCUUUAGAUAUUCGAAGGAGAGCAGACAAACUGCUGACCGAAGAGCUAUGCUACAGAGUAUGUUCGUAUUUAUACGCGUCCAUUGGAUCUUUAUAUGCUUGCCGAUGGGCAGUUUGCACCUCAUUAAUCUCAUCCAUGUCGCCGUGAUAAUACCACCAUGUUCACUCCAGUCCAAUAAUAAUUACACACGACCACGAGGAGAAUAAAAACGAGAGCAACCGACACGAUGCCUUUAGCUUCGUCGCCGUCCGCAGAUUCAGAUUCUUUGGAUGCCAGAGUAAUAUCAUGCGCCAUUCUCACACUUGUCAUUUCGGCAGUCGUUGUGGCUCUGCGCUUCUACACGCGAUGCAGAAUUAUUCACGCAUUGGGAGCAGAGGACUGGUUUAUACUGGUAGCCUGGGUGUUUGCUCUAGGCUCUUCAAUCGGAACCUGGAAACAGGCAUAUUGGGCACUAGGACAGCACCUCGACACGGUAACACCCCAGGAAUUAUCCUUUUUCUUACGCGCGGUGUGGUGGACCAUGAUCUUGUACAUUGUGUCCUUCACCUCAACCAAAAUCUCGAUUCUCCUGCUGUAUAUCCGUGUGCUCACGUCAUAUGAGAACUUCCGACGCGGAGCGUGGGCCAUGCUCAUCUUGGUUACCAUUGGAGGCGCCAGUAUCUUCGUAACAUCGAUGACAGCGUGUAUCCCGUUAAACAAGUAUUGGGAUUUGGACACUGAGGGUUAUUGUCACCCAACGGGUGUGUGGUGGUACAAUACCGGGUUCCUCAUCGGGACGGACUUUUUGAUAUUCUUGUUACCCAUGCCCGUGCUCAUCGGGUUGAGGAUGCCGAUGAGACAGAAGUGGGAGCUAUUGGGCGUCUUCGCCAUAGGCUUUUUUAUAUGUCUCAUCUCGAUCUUCCGAGUCAUUUGGCUGACCCAACUGGCUGGAUCCGUCGACUAUACUUACGACAACACGCCUCUCGCGGAGUGGACUUGCGUUGAGCUCAACACGGCUAUUGUCUGCGCGAGUCUCGUCACCCUCAAGCCCCUUUAUCACAAGGUCUUCCCGCCGAAACAACAUUUGAUGCUAGACGGAGAAACUGCACAAAGAGAUCACCCAAUGACCAUCGGGGGUCUCCGAAUAAGGCCGCUGCAAGAGGGCCACUAUGUAGACAUGUACGACCAGUCUUCACGACCAAUGACAGGCACUCGGUCACCUCGUUCGGGUUCCAUGGGCAGAAAUCAUGACACGGCGAGCGAUGACACGUUGGUAGGAUUGGGCCGUUGUGACAGUGCAAGCAGUCAUUUUGGGUAUACUCCACAUCCUACACUAAUUCUCACCUUGCCUCCAAAAUCAUUGCAAGCCGACAUAAGAGAGGCGGAGAAGAACCGUAGAUUGCCCCUGGCAAGGAUAAGCGCAUUGAGUAGCAGUGAUCAGAGCGAUGACUCGGUGAGGGUAUGGUGACACGCCAAUGCACAUAUGCUUAAGUGGAGUUUGGAGUCAAAAAGGAGUUGAGAUUAGGUAGCGGAUGGCAACUACUGUUUGAAUC